Messenger RNA from Beta vulgaris subsp. vulgaris (sugar beet), 1533 nucleotides. Its product is annotated as receptor-like protein 20. The record is from RefSeq and is a predicted model, not a curated record. Lineage: Eukaryota; Viridiplantae; Streptophyta; Magnoliopsida; Caryophyllales; Amaranthaceae. Gene Ontology annotation, molecular function: protein binding. Bases 1 to 1377 code for a protein of 458 amino acids. The transcript has 2 exons.
AUGUCACUUGGUGAUAGGUUUUGUAUCACCAAUGUGGUGCUUGUUUUUUUUGUUCAACUCAAAAUUUCUGAUUUUGGUAAUGGAUUAUAUCACCAUUGGGAGUGCUCUAAGAACAGCUUCACCGGAAGUAUCCCUCAAGAGAUUAGCAAGUGUAAGCAGCUACAGACCCUCGAUCUUAGCCAAAAUAAGUUUUCUGGUGUGAUACCCAAUGAUAUUACAGGAAACAAAUCCAUUUGCAAUCUGGAAAAGAUUCUAACACUUAAAUUAUCAAACAAUGCUUUGACUGGUGAAAUCCCUCAUUGUGUUGGAAAUAUCGAGCUCAUAACAUUAUUUCUCCAAUCAAACAAACUGAACGGUACCAUACCCGCAAACUUCUCAAAGUUAUGUGAUUCAUUGAUGUAUCUAGAUCUUAGUGACAAUCAACUCGAAGGAGUUCUACCUAAGUCCUUGUCCAAAUGUCAAAGUCUAGAACUCCUAAAUGUCGGGAACAACAGGCUAAGAGAUAAAUUUCCUUCAUGGUUAGACAACCUCCCACGUCUCCAAGUUUUCAGUGUGCGUUUUAACGCCUUCUACGGUCCUAUAACUAGCUCACCAAAAGUUAAUCACCCAUUUCCUAUGCUACAAAUUAUCGACCUAUCUAACAAUAAGUUUUGUGGCAAGUUGCCAAGAAGAUAUAUCAAAAACUUUGCAACCAUGCGCAAUAUGAAUGAGUCUGGUGUUGGGAAUCCACAGUACCUGGGGGACUCAGUUAGUCCGUACUCUAUGGUAUUGACAUUUAAUGGGUUACAACAAAAAUAUGAAAAGCUUAUUGUGACGAUGUCGACCUUUGAUAUAUCCAACAACAACUUUACUGGACAGAUUCCAUAUGUUAUAGGGGGAUUACACUCACUUCGUAACCUUAAUCUCUCUCAUAAUGUCUUAACCGGGAACAUUCCUCCAUCAAUUGCAAAAUUGUCUUUGCUUCAAGAUUUGGACCUUUCAUCAAACAGACUUACUGGUCGUAUCCCUCAAGAAUUAGUUAGUUUAACAUUUCUUGGGAGCUUCAAUGUUUCGAACAAUCUAUUGGAGGGGUCUAUACCUCAUGGUUUCAACUUCGACACGUACACAGCUAAUUCAUACCAGGGGAAUCUCGAAUUAUGUGGAAAACCAUUACCUGAGUGUGGAGAAAGAAGGGCAAAAGGCACCACUAAUAAUCAAGAUGAUCCUAAAAAUGAUAAUGAACGAAUGUUGUCGAUGUCCGAAAUCGUAGUUAUGGGGUUUGGCAGUGGUGUGCUAGUUGGGUUGGCUUGGGGAUACUAUAUGUUUUCAGUGGGAAAACCCUUUUGGUUUAUCAAGUUGGCUAGCAAAAUGGAAUCAAUAUUGAUUGGUUUUUUUUGACCAGCAAUUUGUUAAGCGAUGACGAGCAUCAAAACAAAAAAUCUAAAAAGUUGGGCAAUAUGCAUUAGUGUAACCUUGUUUUCCAAAGUUAAGCAUUACUAUUAGUGUCUCAAUUCAUAAUAAUAAAAAUUAGCUUGUUCGAGAUUUGUAUUUUUA